Molecule: messenger RNA, 3111 nt
Organism: Hippocampus zosterae (dwarf seahorse)
Lineage: Eukaryota; Metazoa; Chordata; Actinopteri; Syngnathiformes; Syngnathidae
Product: putative gustatory receptor clone PTE01
Exons: 3
Coding region: 1501-2418 (305 amino acids)
Biological process (GO): G protein-coupled receptor signaling pathway
Cellular component (GO): membrane
Molecular function (GO): G protein-coupled receptor activity; olfactory receptor activity
Source: RefSeq, a predicted model, not a curated record
AAUUCGCUGCACAAUGUAAACCUAACCUCUGGCGAUCACAAUUCGAUCACAGUCGAUGCAAACAGUGAAUUUAAUUCUUUCAGAGGCCCUCAUGACUCCAUUCAGGGAUCCCGGUGUAAAAAACACACUGGUGACAGUGUUUUUAGGGAAAUAAAAUAACUGAAGUCAUUAGUUAGAGUGGCAACUUAAGAUGGCUGUCCUUCGGCUUCAGUCGCAAACGGCUAGCUAUAGUCACAGUCCUAUUUCAGUCAGUAAGUCACCCCCGCGUACAACCCCACGUGAGACACGCAACGCCGUGAUUUUUUUCACAUUCGGUCUGAACGUAGCAUCAUGACGUGAGGCGAUGAGUUCCCAGAAUGCACUGCAUGGGGUGAUCCAUGUAAUUAAUGAAGCAAUAAGGAUGCUUAUGUUUUGUGUGUUUGUGUUAACGGAAGUUGAAUGUGUGUCAUAUUUAACGGUGACAUUUGUUUGAUUGCAUAUGUUUUAUUUUUUCUAAACAAACUGUGACUUGAGUUGUUUGUAAAAUAGUGACGUGGAGGUUCUGGUGUCGCCUAGAGUAUUUACUUGUUUGUCAGAUACAGCCUCUCAUGACUUGUGACCACGGGCUCAUCAUUAACAGCUCCCCUGAGGCUGACCUUGCUAUGACACAAUCCUUACAUUGCUUUUUCCGUUCAAAUUAAGCUUUGUAAUGAAGGCAGAAAAUAAUAAGUCAAUCCCAGUUUGUUGACUUUCGACCCACAGAUGAGAUUCUUCUCAAUUGUCCAGCUUGCUGAGACGAAUAUAGGACUGGGCAAUUUGGCCUUAAAAUAAAAACUAAAAAAUCAGAUUUUGGAAAUUAAUGAGUGUUUAAUUUGAUAUCCUUUUAUUAAAUUGGAUUUGAUCGCUGACUUCAAGCUCCGCAGCAAUGAACUUAACUCACAGCUCAUCUUGACGGAUGGGCGCCCAAUCGAGGCAGGUUGACAUGAAUUGUCCGUCAACACGUUUGGCCCGGUUGACGUUUGUUUUCCGAUGGGUAAAAUUCCACCUAUAACUGCACGUUCACAUCGGCUAUCAACCCAACUUCAACACGCCGCUGAGAUUUCUUUAUGACAUCAGUCAUUCUGUAACAGUUAUUCACUUUUCCAUUAAAAUUGCAAGUUAACAAAGCUACACACAGAGCACAUUAACUAGAUCCUAGAUUGUGUCUUUGACUUUGUGGCCCAAAUUGAUCAUAGAGGUGCGAGAGGACAGUUGCAAGAAGAGAACAAGUUGAGAGAUAACAAGGGUCAAAGCAUAUCAUGGACUUGCAGUAUCAUCUCUGUUGAACAUCAUGUCUGACAAAUGUUUGACCCUGCUGCAUGUGACGGACAACAACGCGAAGGCGAAAAGGACUUUGGGGAAUUUGUUGACAUGACAGCAGCUCUUAAUGAGAUCCGUGGAGGCUCAACAGCCAUCAUAAAAGACUUGACACUCCCGUGAUUCUUGACCGCCGGUGUGUAUGGUGCAAAUGAAUGGAACGCGAUGAACGUAACAAACGGCCUAAUAAGUCUUGGCGGCUAUGUCGAUGUAGAUAAGUACCGAUAUGUUUACUUUGUGAUCUUGUUGAUGCUCUACGUUCUCAUCCUCUGCUCUAAUGGCACCAUCAUUUGUCUCAUCUGGAUUCACAGGAGCCUUCAUGAGGCCAUGUAUAUUUUCAUCGCAGCUUUGUCUCUCAACUCGCUUUUGUUCAGCACGGCUAUCUACCCCAAACUCAUUGUGGACGUCUUGUCUCACCGGCAGACCAUUUCUCACACAGGGUGUAUGUUUCAGUUGUUCUUUUUCUACUCUUUAGCUGGUUCAGACUUGUUUUUGUUGUCAGCCAUGGCUUACGACAGGUAUAUGUCCAUCUGCAAGCCUCUGCACUAUGCAACCGCCAUGCGCACAACUAAUGUCACCAUCUUCUUGGCUUUGGCCUGGUUUCUGCCUGGCUGCCAGAUUGCGGUGGCAACUUUCAUUAAUGCAAAGCAAAAACUGUGCAGGUUUGUUUUAGGGGGCAUUUUCUGUAACACUUCUGUGAAUAGGCUUCACUGUGUGAGAUCACAAAUGCUGGUCGCUUACACUGUGUUCAUUUUUAUCAAUAAUGGAUUUCUCCCUGUUCUGUUCAUCUUCUAUACGUAUUUCAAAAUAUUUGUUGUUGUGUAUCGCAGUUGUGGGGGAGCCUGGAAAACAACAGCCCACACUUGUUUCCCUCAUCUGAUGGUUUUAUUCAGUUUCUCUUGCUUGGCUUCAUUCGACAUCAUUGUGGACAAAAUGGAGUCAAAGCUUUCAAAGCUGGUUCGCCUGAUUAUGAUGUUGCAAAUAGUGGUGUACAAUCCUCUCCUCAACCCAAUCAUAUACGGAGUGAAGAUGAAAGAAAUCUGGAAACACAUUAAAAAGUUGUUCCAUCACCUUGUCAAAUAAUUUCGAAUUUAGAAAUUACUCUGUCAAAUAAAUCCAGUUUGGCAUUUAGCUCGUCAAAAGUUUCAUCAAAUAUAAAGCUUUUUUUUAGAUAAUUAACACUUGUCAGCUGUCAUUUGGAGUUUGUAUUUCAAUGUGUUCAAAGCAUAACUGAUUGUAAUGUGUGUUACCUAUGAUAACAAAAAAAAAACCACACAGAUUCCUUUCAGGAAGCAUUGUUACUUUUUUUGUACUGCACUAUGUUUUCAACAGUUAUUACUUUUAGCCAGGGGUUUAAAAUCAACUUGAGAUGUUAAUUAAUGGCCUUACAGAUACAUGUAUAGCGAAUAAGUGUGUCUUUCAGGAAUUAAUGUUAGCAUGUAACUCGCGGAAUUAGGAUUACCGUACAUUGAGGCUAGUUUGCCUUGCUUCUUCCUCAAAAAUGACAACACAUGCCAAACAAAGACCAAAAUAUCCAUCAUCCUAAAACUCGGCUUCUCAUAUAUUACAUUUAUGUAAUUCGUAACAACUCUGCAGGAACACAGGUGCAUGGAGCAUGUUCAUAGCUUGAUAUUUUUAGAAUGACAAAACAGGUUUUAUAUUAAUUUUAUUCACACAGAAAAAUUAGAUUGUGUAAUGUUUGAGUACAUAUUUUCUUUUGUGCUUUAAUACUUGCAAAACGUUUUUGUCUGAAAAGAAGUUAAAUAAAGAUUUAGC